Messenger RNA from Mus musculus (house mouse), 4344 nucleotides. It is a transcript of the gene Parva, whose product is annotated as parvin, alpha. The coding region runs from base 313 to 1272 and encodes 319 amino acids. Lineage: Eukaryota; Metazoa; Chordata; Mammalia; Rodentia; Muridae. Gene Ontology annotation, molecular function: actin binding; protein kinase inhibitor activity. The transcript is spliced from 14 exons. Gene Ontology annotation, cellular component: plasma membrane; focal adhesion; actin cytoskeleton. Gene Ontology annotation, biological process: actin cytoskeleton organization; substrate adhesion-dependent cell spreading; actin filament-based process. The record is from RefSeq and is a predicted model, not a curated record.
AGCCUCAGUCCCGCCGCCGCCCGCCGCGGCCGCCCAGCUCCAGCUCCGCGUCCAGCCGCCAUGGCCACAUCCCCACAGAAGUCGCCCUUGGUCCCCAAAUCACCCACUCCCAAGUCGCCUCCGUCCCGCAAGAAGGAUGACUCGUUCUUGGGGAAACUCGGAGGGACGCUGGCCCGGAGGAAGAAAGCCAAAGAAGGUGGCGGCUACAUCUCAUCCCAGCGGUGGGAACUUGGCUUCACAACACGGCAUGCAAUGGGCUAAUCAGUACAAAGGAGAAGGGACAGUUCAGUAUCCGAGUUCCAGGAGGAAGGAAUGAACGCCAUCAACCUGCCUCUUAGCCCCAUCUCCUUCGAGCUGGACCCCGAGGACACUCUGCUGGAGGAGAAUGAGGUCCGGACAAUGGUCGAUCCAAACUCACGCAAUGACCCCAAACUUCAAGAGCUGAUGAAGGUGCUCAUCGACUGGAUCAAUGACGUAUUGGUGGGAGAAAGAAUCAUCGUGAAGGACCUCGCUGAAGAUCUCUAUGAUGGCCAAGUCCUACAGAAGCUCUUCGAGAAACUGGAGAGUGAGAAGCUCAACGUGGCCGAGGUUACGCAGUCGGAGAUCGCCCAGAAACAGAAGCUACAGACUGUGCUGGAGAAGAUCAAUGAGACCCUGAAGCUUCCUCCCAGGAGCAUCAAGUGGAACGUGGACUCUGUUCAUGCCAAGAACCUGGUUGCCAUCCUCCACCUGCUGGUUGCUCUGUCUCAAUAUUUCCGGGCACCCAUCCGACUCCCAGACCAUGUUUCCAUCCAAGUGGUUGUGGUCCAGAAACGAGAAGGGAUCCUCCAGUCUCGACAAAUCCAAGAGGAAAUAACUGGUAACACAGAGGCCCUUUCCGGAAGGCAUGAACGUGAUGCCUUUGACACGCUGUUUGACCAUGCACCAGACAAACUCAAUGUGGUGAAGAAGACCCUCAUCACGUUCGUGAACAAGCAUCUGAAUAAACUGAACUUGGAGGUCACAGAACUGGAGACACAGUUUGCAGAUGGGGUUUACCUGGUGUUGCUCAUGGGGCUCCUGGAAGGCUACUUUGUACCCCUGCACAGCUUCUUCCUGACCCCAGACAGCUUUGAACAGAAGGUCCUGAAUGUCUCCUUUGCCUUUGAGCUCAUGCAAGAUGGAGGGCUGGAAAAGCCUAAACCGCGGCCAGAAGACAUUGUCAACUGUGACCUGAAGUCCACGCUGAGAGUGCUAUACAACCUCUUCACCAAGUACCGGAAUGUGGAGUGAGACCCUGGGCUGCCUCCUGCUGCCCAGCCACUCUUCGUGAAGGCCAUCUGGACCAGCUUCCCAACAGCCUUGCCCUGCUUGCUCCUGUCUCUUGUUCCACCCUCUCCCACAAGCCCAGCAACCACCCAGAGAUAGUGGACAUUAAAAUCAGUAAGGAAGUGACCACUAACCCAGUGAACUAAUAACAUCUGUAGGCUCUGGGGACUGAACCAGCAAUGUCUUGGGAAAUUGUCUCCAUCCAAAUUCAGGCCCUAGAGGUUCCUACAUGUGCUGUGGGGAUCAACACAGCCCAGAGACAGUCCCCCUGAACAUAGGAAUAAAGAUCAGAAUUAGUCCCCACAAUAAGGGGGAGUCUCUACCGUGCUCAAGUUCAUUAGGUUUAUGUCUUAUUAAAGGAGAUCAUUCCUCCCUGUUGUAGAUGAAGAAACUGAGGCCCAGAGAUGCGAAGGUUUGCUAUCCAUUAGCAUGUAUUCUCUGGGUGACUUACUGGUUUAUGACUGGUCAACUGCAUUCCAUUCUGUGUGUGUCCUAAAAUGUGUGCAUGCUUGUUCAGACCAGCCUUACCUGCAUAUACCUGUGUCCUCUAGCAGACAAGACACUCUGAUCUCACCCUAGGGCAGGCCAGGUCAGGGCUGGGUGAUUCUCACUAAAAUUGCCAAAUUGAAUUUAACUCUAUUAAUACUGUGUGUGGCAGGAGCCUCAUCCCUCAAAUCCUUUGUACAAAUGAAAAUUACCCUUAAUUCCUUCAGAUUGGUAAUAAGCCCACGCUCCGGUUGCAAGAUGACAUUUGGGAAGCGUUCUGUUUGGAAUUAAUAGAGUGCCCAUUUCGCAGCCUUUUUGCUUGAUUGCAUGUAAUGGAUGUGCCCUAUAUUUUCCUGCAAAAUAAGUACUCAAUUCAUUAUCGUUAGGCAAAUGUAGGGUAUGCUUGCACAUGGCAAAGAGCUGGGUGCAGACCCACUGGAGCAUCGCCUGAGAAGUAGGGCUCGUCAACAGAGACCCUUGAACUUUGAGGGAAAAAGAAAAAGAACCUCCUUUUUGCCUUCUAAUUGGUCAUUUAGGCCGUUCUGGCUAAGUCUGCCCACAUGCAAUUACUGGCUAAUUCCAGGCGUGGAGAAUGUCAGUCAUUUAAGCUGAAGCUCAGCAGCUAGCUUCCUCACUCCAGUGACUCAAGGGCUGCUGCUCACGCAUCUCCUCAUACAAACCUGGCUCUGAAGGAUAGAGCUCUGCCUCUCCAGUCUGCCCCGAGGCCCUACAGAGAAAGCAGAGAGGCUAAUGGGAAAAGGAGGGUCAGACCUAAGGGAACAAGAAAUGGGGGUGAGAGAGCUGGAUACUAAUUGCUUAACAUGUAGGGUAUGCCAUCAGAGACAAAGCAGCAGGUACAGUACUUAACCCUUGUGCUCUUCUAUUGAGAAGCUAAUGGGAUAUCUUGGGAUAAUGACCCGUGCUACUGCUGUCUUCACAGAACUCAUGACAGGGAGAUGCCAGCUUGGGUUGCCUCCUCCAGAAGUGUGUAACUAUGUAAUCUAUCUUUGUCUUAGUUAUGUUUCUCAAUGGAACAUAAGAACCAGACGAGAACAAUUUACAAGAAGGAGAACUUAUUUGGGCUCAUGAUCUAAAGCCCAUCAUGGAGGGCAGGUUAAGGCAGCCAUGGCGAGAAGAGCAUACAGCCAGGACCCCUCACUUCACAUGUCAGAACAAGGAGAGGAGAGACAAGGAGUGUGGCUGAGCUGUAAACCCCAAGGCUUGACAGCUCCUCCCGUGAGGCUCCACCUCCUAAAGGAUUCAUAAUUUCUCAAAACAGUGUCACCAGCUGAGAGCCAAGUGUUCAAAAUGAGCCCGUGGGGGGGGGGGGGAGACUUUCCACAUGCAAACAGACAUCAAGUAAAGCCUUCUCUGGUUUGAGGAUUCGCUAAGAUGGCUUGCUAGACUCAGGCCUUGCAGUCGUUCACAGCAUUCCCUGCCCAUUCUUGCUUCUCUUUGUACUGAUCAUCCAGGGCAGCUCAAAACCCAGCUCCCUUAGAUCCACUGUGCAUCUCCCCAGCUGUUCUGUUCUAGGAAUCAUUAUUCGGCACAGUGAGCAUCUAAGACGUGAAGGCGAUGCACUGUCUCCCAUUGAUCUGUGUAUAAGAACGGAAUUCUUUUUUGCAUAAUUAAUGAAGGAUCAUAGUUUUUCAUUAGGAUUCAUGUUGGUCUCAUGCUCUUUUAAAUUCCUGUUAGUAAAAUGAGAUUAAUAACGGUUUGGUCUCUGUGAGCAGCACUGAAGUAGAAUAAGAAACCUUCAUCUACUUGAAGUCUGCAUCCGGGUCCUGCCUUGCCGCUCCCUGAUACUCAAGCCAUUCAUACACACUACACUUCCUAAGGGCCCUCCAUCGGAGUUUUGUAUUCUCCACAGUAGGAGGUAACUUUCUCAACAGCACAUCAGUGUACCCAACAGCUGAGUAUUGGGGCUACGGUCUUUACCUCAGCCCAGCAUCCCAAAGCUUGAGUCUGGCUUUAUAAAGCUGUUGUUGGAGAUGGAUGUUUCCGUUUAGAUUCUAGGAUGGAAUACUUAACAUACGAUUGUGGUUUUGAAGAAGAAAGAGACCUUGCCAUUAUAAGUAAUCAAACAGCCUUCAUCUCCUGAAAAAAAAAGGAGAGGAAAGAAGAAACUGAGACAAGAAUCAUUCUGGCUCACUGUUUGAGGGUACAGGGAAGGGGACAGGAGAGACAAGGCCACAGGAGUGUGACAGAGGCAGCUGGUCACAUUGUGUCUGCAGGCAGGAAGCAGAGAAAGUUGAAUGCUGUGCUCAGCCUACUGAUUUUUAUCUAGUCUGGGACCCCAGCCUAUGAAACGGUACCACCACAGUUAGGGUGGGUCUUUCCCCCGAAGUUAAUCAUCACUGUUUUUAGUAGUUGAUACGUAAGUAACACAGAAUUCAAAAAGCAAAAGGAUGUCUGAUUAAAAACCCUAAUUAUCUGCCUCCCCUCUUCCCCAUCAGUCUCUACUCUCCAUGGAGAUGACUGUCUUGAUCCAUUUCUUCUGCAUGAUUCCAGAAAUACUCUGUGCAAAUAAAGCCUGAAUGAACGAACAUA